GUUGCUAAACAAAUGAAAAACAAGAGAAGAGUUAUCCGCGGAGUAUAUUUUCGAUUUGCGAUGGAAGUUUAUUUUGAUAUUACAAUUGAUUAUAAAAAAAGACUUUUAAUGAGAUAGACGACGACUCAUUGUUUUUAGCUGUGAUAUGACCAUUUAGGUGAUUUGUAGCAGUCAAUUCUAAAUUCAGUGUCCUUUAACUGAAUAAUAUAUAAAGAAAUGUGUGAAUAACAUUAUAACCUGUGACUGCAGCCAAGCAGGAAUCAAUAAAUAAUUGGAGAUUGAAUGUUUCUCAAUAAAUAUGGGUUCCAUUGAUUCUUUAAAUGAUCUUGCAAAUGCUCUAGAAGUUUUCUUUAAAGGGCUGUCAGAAUGUGGAUUUUUGAAUUCAUAUUCAGUCCAGCUUCAAGUGGCUACUGUUGAUUUUGUUGUGCAAAUCAAAUUUCAUUGUCUAAUGUAUCAGUUCAUGAAAACUUUACAGGCAUUGUUAUCAAGAACAAAUAUUCCUGGACAUGAAAGCUACCUUGAUGUUGGAGUGCAAACACCAUCUGAUUUUAAUUCUGUAUUUAUUGAAGUAAAGCAGAGUGAUGUUAAUGAACAUCAUGUAUCAGAUCAACUAGGAUCUCUUGUUGAAGCCUGUGUAUUUGAAAAAUCAGGAGAUGCCAUUGAUUGGGCUGACCCAGAAGCUUCUGAAAAUAUGAAAGCAGAUCAAAAUGCUACUUUUGUUGUGCAAAGCAAUGGCAAUGGAACUUCAACAGAUAUAAUUGUAACCUGUCAUCCUGCUACACUGGCUGCUAUUACUGGGGAGAAUAUAGUUGCAUCCACUGAAUCCAUUAUUCAGGAAACUGAUGAGAAAAAACUGGCAUUGCCUUGUGAUAGUGUAGACAAUUUUAGAAACAGCCCAGUGAAUACUCAGGAAAUUAUUACUGUUGAUUCUGUAGCUGACAGAGAUUUGCCUAUUUGUGAAAGAACUAAAAAUUUAAAUAUUUGUAAAGAGCGUUUCAUUGAAGUGAAUAAUAGUGAAACUUUGGUUGUUCAGAGUGAAGGAGGAAAUGAAAUAAAAUCUUUGAAUACAGAUAUGAAUCCACUAAUUUUGAAAACUUACAUUGAAGAAGAGACCGUUUUGAAUGACAAUUUGAGUGUUAUGCAUAUUGUAGUGGCUUCUGACAAUUCAGAUAAGCCAUCGGUUAAUGUGAAAACUGAAAAAGAGAAAAGAAAACCAUUCAAAUGUAAGGAUUGUGAUAAAUCUUUCACAACAACUCAGAGUUUGGAGGUCCACUCAAGUCGUAAACAUGUUGCCAAGGAGCAGUGCGAUAUGUGCCCCAGGAGUUUCAGCUCAAUUCAAAGCUUGCAAGAGCAUUGUCGACUGGAGCAUGGAGGAAUGGGUUGCUUUAAUUGUUUAUUGUGCAACAGACGAUUUAUGACUAAACUUAGCUACAAACGACAUAUGGAUACACAUGUUGGAAAAAAAGAAGCUGUGUGUGAUAUGUGUGGAAAAACUUUUAGCCGAGCAGAUUAUUUGAACAAACAUUAUAUGACUCACAGUGGAGCUAGGCCAUUAAGUUGCAGUCAGUGCCCUCGCAAGUUUAUUAGCAGUUCACAUUUGAAGAAUCAUGAAAAGACUCACACUGGUGAACGUGAGCACUUGUGCAAAAUUUGUCCCAAGUCAUUCAGUAGAGCAGAUAAGCUUAAAGAACAUACUCUUCGACAUCUUAACAUAAAAAGGUUUCACUGCACAGUUUGUAAAAGAACGUAUGCAGAGAAACGUGACUUAACAAAGCACAUGCGUGCUCAUGAGAAGUGAGGAAGAAGUGUGUUUAUGUGAAGGAUGAAAACCCAAGAUGCCUUAUUGUCACAAGUAUAGAAGACUAUGAAGUUCUAGUUUUUGUGUAGUGCCAGGCAAGAAACUCUUAAAAGUUCAGGUGCAUUGUUAGGCAACUACAAACUUUCAAAAUAGUGUUUUUAGGUUUUAGUGGUAAUUGUAUAAAAUGGAUGUGUAGUGUAAGUUAUUGUUCUACGAUCUUAUGUUUGAGGAACCUUUAUUUUUUUGAGAAUAAUUUGUUUACAAUGGAUUCUUAAUGAAUUCUUUAUUAUAUCAUGAUAUGUUCCACGAUAUGUUUUUGUACAGUAUUUAUAAUAAAUUAUUUUGUUGAUAAUUUUUUUUAUAAAUGAAGACUGCAAAGGAUAUUAAUCCAACAGACUUUGUGUAAUUGCUGCUCCCUCGACUAAUAUCUGAACAUGCAUAUGAAUUAAGAAAAAGGAUAAAGAGAUCACAGUUAACAAUAAUGGUUUUAAAGCUCCCCUUUAAUACUUGCGGGGUUAUCUGCACUUUCAGACACUUUUAAAGUGCACUUAAUAGGGAGAUAUUUUGUGCUGCCUAUAGAACUGUUUCAUCCAUUGCUGAAUGUAAUACUUAUGGAACUCUCGUGCUUUAAUCACAGAUGCAGGAUCAGCAGCAUUUCUAGCCCUCAGAUCCAAGUGAUGGGCACCUUCUGGUAUAAGUAUUGCCACUAAACUAUCAGAGUAAUUGCGAAGAACUCCACCACCAGCCCAUGGAUCCAACAAGCCAUUACUGUAAAAAGAAAAAAAAGGAAAGAAAGUGUAAAGUUACAUUUCAUGGGUGACGUUUUAUGAAAUAAAGAUUUCUUGGCCAACAUUCCACAAAUUAUAUAAAACAAAAGUGUUGAGUUUUAAUAGUCCUGAAUUUUGAUCCACUUUUUAUAUUAAGUCAUCAUUUCAGUAUCCUUGGGGAAAAUACUCCAAAAUUUUUGUUAAUUAAACUGCUUAAUCUUUUUAUCACUCAAUUUUUAUAACCGAGGUUAUUCUUUUGUUUAGAAAAUAAGUUAGUCAUGGGAGUAGGGAAGCUAGUUGGUAGGGUAGAUGAAGUAGGCAUUUUUUGCCAAAUGAAGUAGAGAUUUAUGCCAAAUUAUAUGUAUAUAACGAAAACCAAUAUAUUAAUAAUUUUAGUAUACAGUAUGUUUAUUAUUAAAUUUCUUUUACACUUACUGAUGAGAUUUGUGAUUGUCUUCAUCAGACAGUAGUAUUCACGAAACAUUUUAGUGUUUUUCAAAAUUGUCAAUAAAAAAAUUACCUGACCUAUCUGUAUACAUAUGUUUGUAAAUUGAAAAUGUUCUUUCAACAUCUACCAAUGUUGUUGGGCAAUUUUUAAAUUGUGCCAUUAAAGAAACUGACUUAUUUAGAUUGUCAACAAUUUCUCCAGAAAGAACUCUGGCAACAUCCUUUAAUAGCAAGCAUCCCAUGUUUUUGUCAAUGACAGAACACUUUUUGCACAAUUUCACCAGUUUUUGCUUUAGCUGAUUUAGUUUUUAUCAGAUUUGUUAAUUAAGGAGACUAAAUCAACAAGUGGUAUAUUUUGCAUUUCAAGUAAUUUAAUUGUUUCAGGAAUGAAGCUGUAGCGAGUUUUAAUAAAAACUGUUGUGCUAUUGUAUCCUUAUCAGAAGUAAUUAAAUUUUGACAUUCUUUUAGGGUUUCACAUGAAUUGUCAGCCAAUUCUAAAAUAACUUUAAAAUCAAAAUUGUCACAAUAAAAUUUAACAUCAUCCAAACAGGUUCCUCAACUUGUCUCAACCGGCUGUGGUAGUAAUGGUAAAAUGGGAAGGGUUUCUGUGUGAAAUUGAAUUUAAAGUGGGGCUUUUAAAAAAUAAUAUUUUUACAGAAGAAAUUAAUUUGUUUAUCAGGGGAUACUGAUUUUUGAAUUGUUUCUGUAUUUUUUUUUUUGAAGUUUACAAGUUUAAAAGUCUUCAUAAUUUUUGCAUCAUUUGUUAGGCUGUUUGUUAUUUUAGGCAUUUUGAGAAGCGACUUGCAAACAACAAGUGUCAAGAGUGAGCAUUUUUUGAAAGGUUUAUUUCUCUGAAAGAAUAUUUUCUUUUGUUUUUAUAGAUUACUAUUUUGCCUUGUCAAAGUUAUGACCAAGAAUUCUCACAGAAACUAACCAAUACUAAUAUUGUACUUUGUUUGAAGUAAAUUUUACUAAAGCAAUAAAUGGGAAAAUCCUCACUCAUUUCAAUAAAAAAUUAAGGAAAACUAGGGUCAAUUUCAAAACAAAAACUGAUCGAUCU
Gryllus bimaculatus (two-spotted cricket) is the source of this 4072-nucleotide messenger RNA. The record is from the annotation of a GenBank genome assembly. NCBI's taxonomy places the organism in Eukaryota, Metazoa, Arthropoda, Insecta, Orthoptera, Gryllidae.